Molecule: messenger RNA, 414 nt
Organism: Penicillium argentinense
Lineage: Eukaryota; Fungi; Ascomycota; Eurotiomycetes; Eurotiales; Aspergillaceae
Exons: 1
Coding region: 1-414 (137 amino acids)
Cellular component (GO): intracellular anatomical structure
Molecular function (GO): NADPH dehydrogenase activity; NADP binding; FMN binding
Source: RefSeq, a predicted model, not a curated record
AUGAGUAUGGCGGGAGCUUUGAAAACCGCAUUCGCUUUUUGCGCAGCGCCAUACUUGCAAUCCGGAAGAUCAUUCCAGAAUGUGUUGUUUUGUCCGUUCGUGUCUCCGCGACUGACUGGAUGGAGUGGUCUGCCGAGCCUUCCUGGGACCUUGACGAAAACUAUCAAACUAGCGACGCUUUUGCCGGAGAUAGGCGAUGACAUCUUGGACGUGUCAUGGGGUGGUAUCACCGAAAGCCAGCGAAUUGAAAUCACACCCACAUACCAGCUCGAUCUUGCGCUUACAAUCCGCCAAGCCAUUCUGAAAGCAAAAGGGAACUUGUUUGUUGCGGCUGUCGGGCAUAUUACCAGUCCCGAAGUCGCAAGCAAUACAGUCCAGGAUGAUGAAGCAGAAUUUUAUGACCCGGUAUUGUAA